AUCUACCAUCGUACAUGUAAGACCGCCACCGUGGACGACUACGCUCUGUACUUGCCCUACUCUCAGGUGCUGAGGACGCCAGUUUCUUCGUUGAGAACGAUCACCGAAUGGAUGAUUCUCGCAGCUCAGAAGCUGGUUUGGCGUCUGCUGCAGAUUCUCUUCCUCGCAGAUCCCAUGCGUCGCUCAGGUGGGCGAUUCUGCGCCGAUCGCUGCUGCCUCGCCCUUCCUCCGCCGCAUCAGGUCAUCCAUCUGAUAUGAGCACCAAGAAGGUGUCUAGGAAGAAAGGUGGUGGCUUUAAUCUUAUUCCGUGCCGCCCUCUUGUUGAUACCCAUCUAGUGCAAACCCCGGAAGUUUCUAGACGGGUGAAAAUUCUAGCCGGCCCUCGCGAUGCCUGCCUGCACUACAAAUUACCUCUAGAAAAUGCUCCUGGACUUGUCAUGAUCCAGAGAAUGGAGGAGUCUCUUGACCUAUAUGAUUUUCAGAUCUCCAGGCAAUAUGAUAUUGACACCACAGGGCUAGUAUGUUGUUGGCCUUCAGAAGAUGUCCUGGCCUGGUUUUGUGUAGACCAUCGUGAUAUGUUUGGGUCCAAAAGAGUGAUAGAACUUGGAUCUGGAUAUGGGCUGGCUGGACUGGCUAUUGCUGCAUGCUCAGAUGCUUAUGAGGUGGUAAUUUCUGAUGGUAACCCGGAUGUUGUUGAUUAUGUUCAGCGUAAUAUAACUGUCAAUACAGAAGUUUUUGGAGGUACACAAGUAAAAUCAAUGACAUUGCAUUGGAAUCAAGACAAAGAUAUAAUUGCAUUGGGCACCUUUGAUAUCGUUCUUGCAAGUGACUGUACCUUCUUCAAGGAAUUUCAUGAAAGCCUUGCUCAUGCAGUCAAGUGUUUGCUGAAACGUUCAGAGGCCUCUCAAGCCAUUUUUCUGGGUCCUAAAAGAGGCAAUUCAUUGGAAAAAUUCCUCGAGAAAAUCAAAGAAAUCGGGUUGAAUUAUGAAUUGGUUGAAAAUUAUGAUAGCAGAGUCUGGAAUAUUCAUCAGAAGCUUCUGGCUGAUGACACUGCGUGGCCUAACUAUGAUAUAGAUCACUUCUAUCCUCUAUUGCUAAGGAUAACCUUUUCCCAGACCUGAGUAUUCAACAAACAUAGGAUUUGCCAGUCUAGCAGAGACAUGGUAGGGUUCCUUGGCUGUCCCACUGGCUGGAAGGGAAAGGAUCUCUGCUAUAGUGAGGCCGGUAAGGGCUUAUCUUGAUAGUCUGAUAUUUUCCUUUAUAGGUAGAACACUGUUUGUGUUUAGCUUCGGUUUGGACUUGGGUUUGGUUUGUAUGAGAUUACAUUGGAACAAGGUCAAGCAAACUUGGGUAAAAUGUAGUAUCUAUAAAGCAUUAAAAUUUUAGCAAUGUUUUUUGAGCA
Molecule: messenger RNA, 1402 nt
Organism: Zingiber officinale
Lineage: Eukaryota; Viridiplantae; Streptophyta; Magnoliopsida; Zingiberales; Zingiberaceae
Product: calmodulin-lysine N-methyltransferase
Exons: 8
Coding region: 108-1121 (337 amino acids)
Cellular component (GO): cytoplasm
Molecular function (GO): calmodulin-lysine N-methyltransferase activity
Source: RefSeq, a predicted model, not a curated record